UGAUUGUAAACACAGCGUCUACCGUUUUCCACGGACCGCAAAGGCGACUAUUGGGGACAAUUUACUACAUAAAGACAGCGACUAAAUCCAACGCACACAAUUUGUGUAAACAAACUGCUAGUAUGUUAGCCUUGAGUCAAUUCUAUGAAGUAUCCUGCAAGAUUGUUCUAAUUCGAAAAAUAAUCUGGAGAUUCAUGUAAAUAACAUAUUUAUUUUAGAUAGUGAUGGCGGAAGGAAGCGGCAGUGUGAACGGAGCCAAUCUGCCCCCGGGAGACCCUCAGCUCAUCGCGCUGAUCGUAGAACAUUUGAAAAACAGAGGUCUUUUUGACGAGUUUCGCCGCGACUGUUUAGCAGACGUCGACACCAAGCCUGCCUACCAGAACCUAAGGCAGAAAGUGGACAACUUUGUGACCACUGACCUAGGUACUCAGGAGUGGACCUCCACCAUCAACAAGAACCAGAUGAGGAACGGACUUAGGCAAAAAGUAGUGCAAUCUGGGAUGUUGGAGUCAGGUGUGGACCGAAUUAUAACUCAAGUGGUCGAUCCUAAAAUGAACCACACUUUCAGGCCGCAGAUAGAAAAAGCCAUUCAUGAAUUCUUGUCUGGGGAAAAAAAAGAAGACAGUCCGACUGGUUCAAAUGCAGUGCCUCCACCUGAACAGAGCGAAUCCAUAGACCCUGCCCCAGCGGCUGUUACAGGACCCCACACUCCAUACGGACCCAUGAACAUGUCAGCGCACAGGGCACAUAUGUUUUGGGCGUUUUUGGUGGCUUUGGCCGCUCAACAGGCGCUGAGCACAGAGCCGCUGGACUUUCAGGAGAAGCAAAUAUCUCAAGCUAAAAGACGACUGACUCUACAAAGCACAGCAGAGAUCCAGUCCUGUCUGGUGAGUUCAGGGGAUGUCGGCUGUGGAAUGUUUCAUUGUUUCAACAAUAACUCCUGUGAGAUUCAGGGACUACACCACAUCUGUCUGACACUGCUGCACAAUGCAGGACGCUAUGACUCUCAGGGUAAAUCGUAUGUGAAGGACGCCCUCCGGUGCAUGGCAUUGGGACUGCGGCAGCGCUUCAGUUGCGUGAGUCGGCGCUGCUCUGCUGUUAAAGACAUGAUCUACUCCCUUCAGCGCGAGUGCUACUCCAAACAUCAGCUCUGCCUUGCGCUCCAGCAGCACAUGGACACCACGGGCAGCCUGGUCCAGUUCCACCUACUCUUCCCUCCUGGGCCUUAUGUGGAGCUGAUUAACUUCCUGUUGUCCUGUGGAGAAGACGCUCGCUCCUGGGUCAGUCAGAGGCUCCGGGCACAGUGCAGCCAACACUGGGGGGCACUGUGUGACAGUUUCAGCAGCACCUGUUUUCUUGCCCCAUCAGAUACCUCUUUGAACACCUCCACACCAGCUCCCACUGUCCCAAGACCUCCACAGCCCAGCUUCUGGGGGCCUGAGCUGGAUGACAGGAGUGCUCCCAGUCUGAUGGAUAAUGAAACAGAGUCUACAUUUGUUAAAGCUAAUGUUACCUCUUCAUAGAAACCUACAGGAUAGAGCCCACACAUGCACUUAUUACUAGAGUAGAAGAGUAGAAAAAAUGAUAGUUUGGCUAUGCUAUAACUUAUUUAAUCUUUACAUUUGUACAAGGUUAAAACAUGUAUCUACCUCACCAUUGCAGAGGCCUCUUUGACAGAAUCUUCCAGUUAAAGAAGGGCAUGGACUCAGAAACAGAGAUUUAGUGUCCAGCAAAAAACACAGCUGGCAGCUCAACAACAGUCUCCUACCUAUUUAAAUACUUUUAUUUAUUCAUGUGUUGUUGUUUUUUUCUUUUCUUUGUUUUGUAACAUAUUGUUCAGUCUCACUUUGAACAGCUUCACUCAUUCACAUUCAGGCAUAACAAUAUGACCACUUGCCAGAUAUGCAGCUCCAUUAAACAUAGAUGGAGUCAGACACUUUACUAAGCACUAGCAUCUCUUACCUGUUGGAUUAGGCCAGCCUUCACGCCCUACAUGCAUCACCUGUUUCUGGUUGACCACUGAGAUUUCCUUGGACCACUCAUGACUGAUACAGACACCGCAGACUGGGAACAAUAAAACCAUUGUUAGAGAUGCUUUGACAUGUUUAGAUUAGAUCCAAUUUGGCACCUUAUAGUUUAGGGAAUCCCAAUAGGCUCAGUUUACUCAUCUUCAUGGGAUUUUCCAUUUUCAUACUUAAAGUUAGACUAUGAAACUAUUAUGGAGGUUUCACUGCCUCCAUGGAAAUGUUAUAUCUUUGCCUGAAAGUGCCCCAGGUAUGGCAAUAAUCUUCAUGCAGACAGGCAACCAGGUCCAAUUACAGGUCAGAUCUUUAAAUUAGCUUGGUGUAAAGAUUUCUGGUGGCGGGCACCGGAUGACUCCUUUGAGACUGAAAGUUGAAUCUAAACUUUGAAGCAUUCUUUGUGGAGAAGUUUUAUGCCAUUCUGUGGAAUGUCCAGGCAAAGCCAGAACAUCUCCAUGGAGACAAGUAGAUGCCAUGCUCUUCACCAGGCUGCUUGUAAGGUCUGCACAGACGCAAGCCUGCUCACAAUAAGGAUGCUGGUUUUUCAGUCUUUGAGUGUGUAUGUGUGUGUGUGUGUGUGU
Boleophthalmus pectinirostris (great blue-spotted mudskipper) is the source of this 2602-nucleotide messenger RNA. RefSeq names its product stanniocalcin-2-like. Gene Ontology annotation, cellular component: extracellular region. The record is from RefSeq and is a predicted model, not a curated record. The coding region runs from base 225 to 1523 and encodes 432 amino acids. Gene Ontology annotation, molecular function: hormone activity. The transcript has 7 exons. NCBI's taxonomy places the organism in Eukaryota, Metazoa, Chordata, Actinopteri, Gobiiformes, Gobiidae.